AUGGGAACCGCGGGCGAUUCUCAACAAGUGACAGCCGCCUCAGUUUACAGCAUAGAUGCGGAGAACCAGACCAACAAUACCCAGGGAGAUGAUGUUAUAAAGCCUGCCAGGUCAUGGAAAAGUUAUGUAUGGGAUACAUGGGAGCUUCCACCAGAUCAGCGCUGGAUGCUGUUUAAAGUAGAUGCUUUCGUCCUCACAUUCGCAUCUCUCGGUUAUUUUUUGAAGAAUAUCGACCAGUCAAAUGUCAACAAUGCCUUUCUCAGUGGCAUGCAGGAAGAUCUCGAGAUGUUUGGCAAUCAACUAGUGACUAGCACAUCUAUCUGGACCGUGGGAUAUGUCAUUGGCCAAAUUCCAUCCAACUUAUUGUUAACCAGAGUCUCACCUCGAUGGGUCAUCCCCUCGCUGGAGGUAGGAUGGGGACUCGCGACUAUCUGUACAUCAAGCGUCAAAUCAUAUCAAGCUCUGUAUGCUUUGCGUUUUCUUGUCGGAUUUUUUGAAUCAGGAUUUUACCCUGGUAUUCAUUACUUACUAGGGUCAUGGUACACACCCCAAGAAAUUGGAAAGAGGGCUAUGAUCUUCUGGCUUGCCGGUUCAGUUGGCACUUUGUUCAGCGGUUUCCUCCAGGCCGCUGCAUACACUAAUUUGAACGGGACACAUGGUUACGCUGGAUGGCGUUGGCUUUUCAUUAUCGACGGUAUCAUUACAUUACCACUUGCGCUCCUUGGAUAUGUAUUCUUCCCGAACCUACCACAAAGCGGCAAGAAGACAUGGUGGACAACCCAAGACGAACAUCUUUUGUCAGUCAAAAGAAUGCAGAAGAUUGGACGUGCCGGGAAGCAGCCUUGGACUAAGGCAAAGGUGAAAGGAAUCCUGCUGAGUUGGCAUACUUAUCUUCUUCCAUUGCUAUACAUCCUUUGGAACAAUGGCAUUCCUCAGCCUGCUAUGGGUUAUUGGCUGAAGAGCUUUAAUGCCGACCCUGCUCCUCUCCCCGGGACAUCCUACACUGUCGCACAGAUCAAUAACUUACCUCUCCCUACCACGGGUGUACUCAUCGCCAUGUCAUUGGCUUGGGCGUGGCUUUCCGAUGGGCCAUGUCGAGGAGCUCGCUGGCCAUUUAUUUAUGCCGGUGCCAUUACUACUCUUAUCUUCGCCUCCCUAAUGAUGAAAAUGCCGUUUUACACGAAUCUCAACGGCCGUACGGUUAUUUAUUGGCUGAGCAAUAUUGGUGGCGGUGCCGGCCCUUUGAUCUUGAGUUGGAUCAACGAGAUCUGCUCCGAUGACACAGAAAAGCGAGCGCUGCUUGUUGCCAUGGCUAAUGACCUUGCCUAUGUUGUACAAGCUGUCGCUCCCAAUUUCGUGUGGAAAACCACAGAAUUCCCCCAAGCCCCCAAGGGAUAUACUUGGUCGAUCGUACUUCAAGUAUUGCUCAUCUUGAGCACCGCAACUGUUCAAUUACUUCUGUGGCUCGAUAAGAAGAAAGCCGCAAAGGCAAAGGCGGGUCUUUCAGCUAUUGACCCCCUUGAGUCAUCGUCUAUAGAGGGAGAUACAUCGGCUGAUCAGAUCUCAUCUAAAAUGACAUUCCCAUACAAGCACAUCUUGCUCGUCGGUGCUACAUCCGGAAUCGGCAGAGCGCUGGCCGAUCGUCUGAUACAAGCUGGCAUCAAAGUGACUGCCGUAGGAAGGCGCCAACGGCGUCUGGACGAGUUUAUUGCAAAACACGGCGAGGAAAAGGCUUCGGGGAUGAACUACGACGUCAGCAAUAUUGACGGUGCUCCACAAUUCGCCGCAGAUGCAAUCGCUCAACAUCCAGAUCUCGACUGUAUCUUUCUUAAUCAGGGGACUCAACGGAAAUACAAGUUGACUGACCCUAAAGAUGGGGACUUGGGUGAUUUCAGAGCUGAGAUGGACGUUGAUUUUAUCAGCUACGUUGCUCUAACUCAGGCAUUCACUCCGUUCUUAAUGUCCAGAUCGACUCCAACAAGUUUUAUAUUUACAACGUCGCUUCUGGCUCUGACGCCUGUGUCGAGAAUCCCUGCCUAUUCGGCCGCUAAAGCUGCGUUGAACGCUUUUAUAUACUGUUUGCGAGACCAGCUGAGGGAUUCAAAUGUUAAAGUGAUCGAGUUGGCUCCGCCUCUUGUGUCAACUGAACUUCACGAUUAUAUGGGCAUUGAGAAAGGACGAGGCAUGGGGAUGCCGGUUGAGCAGUAUGCUGAAGAUGCCUAUCAAGCAUUGGAAAAGGGUAGCGAUGAGAUUAUAGGUGGAAGUGUUGGACCCACGGAGGUCUUCCAGGAUCUAGUCGACAAGCGUCGUAAAAUCUUCGACGAGUUCGCCCCAAUUCUUCGUGAUCUGGAUUGA
Molecule: messenger RNA, 2355 nt
Organism: Penicillium griseofulvum
Lineage: Eukaryota; Fungi; Ascomycota; Eurotiomycetes; Eurotiales; Aspergillaceae
Product: Glucose/ribitol dehydrogenase
Exons: 14
Coding region: 1-2355 (784 amino acids)
Biological process (GO): transmembrane transport
Cellular component (GO): membrane
Molecular function (GO): oxidoreductase activity; transmembrane transporter activity
Source: RefSeq, a predicted model, not a curated record